AAAGCCAAUCUUUUAGCAAGUUUUGUGAAAUCAUGAAGUGCGACGGUCAGAAUGGUGGCACCGCCAUCAAGCGCGAACGCAACGAGGACCACAUUCCGAACAUCGAUGCGGAGGGUUGCUACCUGAAGGAGCUGCCGGAACCGCCGGCGACGCACCCCAGUGUGCGCUGGUCCAGCGGGCUGAGCUCGAACGAGCGGGUGUUUUUCCACCAAACGCUGAGCUCGGCGCGAAGGGCGGCCAAUUUCGUUACCGUGGGUCCCAUUCCGCGCGACUCGCUGGACAUCAACCUGGCCUCGCAGUACAACCACUCGGAGGAGCUGUUCAAGGGCAAGAACGACGUCGUGCUGCAGGAAGAGACGCUCGGCCGUGGAACGUUUCGCCGGUUGCGCAACACGCGUGAUCUGAGCCCGGAGAAGAUUAUCCCGCUGAAGCACCCGCUCAAGAUCGGUGGCCUGCAGGAGAAGGCCUCGCCGUACACGGUCAAGCUGAUGAACACCGGGCCGCACACUCCGCUGACGAACCCGGGCUACUCGCGGCAGACCGGGGACGGAAACUUUUUCAACUACUAGAGAGGACUUGUUUCUUUCGAAUAAAUUGAGAUGCUUUCUUUUUUUUGGAAUUUAAA
Molecule: messenger RNA, 625 nt
Organism: Culex quinquefasciatus (southern house mosquito)
Lineage: Eukaryota; Metazoa; Arthropoda; Insecta; Diptera; Culicidae
Product: protein C1orf194
Exons: 2
Coding region: 33-569 (178 amino acids)
Source: RefSeq, a predicted model, not a curated record